AUGGGUGUGUUUUUCCUGAGUGUCUUCCGCACCCUCGCCCCGAGGAAGGAGGCUGCCGGCUCCGGGAGGUGUUUCCGCAGCUCUCCCGGGCUGCGCGGUAGCCGUGCCCCGGUGCCCCGGCCCGCCCUCCUGGGGUUCCCUCGCCCCGUUGUGGAUGACUGCAGCUCAGAGUCUGACGUGAUUAUUCUAUCUUCAGCCCUGGACUUCGUCUCACAAGAUGAAAUGUUGACACCGCUGGGGAGGCUGGACAAGUAUGCUGCAAGUGAGAACGUGUUUAACAGACAAAUGGUGGCCCGGAGUCUGCUGGAUACACUGAGGGAAGUCUGCGAUGAUGAAGGAGACUGUGUUGCUGUUUUGGAAAGAAUUGGCAGAUUAGCGGAUGACUCGGAACCAACUGUGAGAGCAGAGCUGAUGGAACAAGUGCCACAUAUUGCACUGUUUUGUCAAGAGAACCGGCCUUCGAUACCAUAUGCUUUUUCCAAAUACUUACUACCAAUUGUGGUUAGAUAUCUCGCAGAUCAGAAUAACCAGGUGAGGAAAACCAGUCAGGCAGCUUUGCUGGCUCUGUUGGAGCAGGAGCUGAUUGAGCGAUUUGAUGUGGAGACCAAGGUGUGCCCUGUUCUCAUAGAGUUGACUGCUCCAGAUAGCAAUGAUGACGUGAAGACAGAGGCUGUGGCUAUAAUGUGCAAGAUGGCUCCCAUGGUUGGGAAGGACAUCACAGAGCGUCUCAUCCUCCCUAGGUUCUGUGAGAUGUGCUGUGACUGUAGAAUGUUUCACGUUCGGAAGGUCUGUGCUGCCAAUUUCGGAGAUAUUUGCAGUGUGGUUGGCCAGCAAGCUACAGAGGAAAUGUUGCUGCCCAGGUUUUUCCAGCUGUGCGCUGAUAACGUGUGGGGAGUGCGAAAGGCCUGUGCUGAGUGCUUCAUGGCUGUCUCCUGUGCCACAUGCCAAGAGAUCCGGCGGACCAAGCUGUCGGCGCUGUUCAUUAACUUGAUCAGUGAUCCUUCACGCUGGGUCCGCCAAGCAGCCUUUCAGUCUCUGGGGCCUUUCAUAUCCACCUUUGCGAAUCCAUCCAGCUCAGGCCAGUGUUUUAAAGAUGAGGGCAAGAGUUCAGAAGAGUCAUCAGCAGGAGACGGAAGCAGGAUCAAAGAUUUUGAUGCUGUAGAAGAGGAGCAGGUCCGGCCGGAGGAUGCUCCCGUAGACUUCAGUGCCAGCCUGGAGAGCACACUCGAAGACUGUGCUGCUGAGACUGCUGGGAACUCUGCAGGUGACAUAAGUGUUCCAGAGGACAGCUCCUCACUCUGUACUUUGUCCUCAGAGUCUCAUCAGGAAGCAGCUAGCCAUGAGAAUGAUAAAAAGCCUGCUAACUGCACGACUGCAUUCCGGCCAGAGGUUGGCACCAGCUCCCCAGAUUCCACUCUCUUAGAUCAGGAUUUGUUCAACUCCUUCCAUUUCUGGAGGACUCCUCUACCUGAAAUAGAUCUUGAUAGAGAGCUCCAGCAGGACUUUGGGGAGACACCCAGCCCUGAAAGAGCAGAAGAUGCACCUGGAGUCCCUGGACCAGGUUCUCCUAAUAUCACCAUGGCUACCCGGAAGGAACUAGAAGAAAUGAUAGAGAACCUAGAGCCACACAUGGAUGACCCGGAUGUUAAAGCACAGGUGGAAGUGCUGUCGGCUGCACUGCGCGCUUCUAGCCUGGAUGCUCACGAAGAGACCAGCAGUGGGGAGCAUCGGAGUGAGCUACAAGAUGACCUGGACUGUAGCUUAGAGCAAGACGCUGCUAUGCCUUUAAUCAGCGCUGCCGAGGAGAAUAUGGAUGCCACUCCUCACUAUGUCCACGGAGGUGCGGACAUGACCGCCAGUGGUGGCUUCAGCCCUGAAGAGAGGAGAUCAAAAGUGCAAGAUGUUGUACCACAAGCGUUAUUAGAUCAGUACUUGUCAAUGACCGAUCCCUCCCGAGCACAGACAGUUGACACUGAGAUUGCAAAGCACUGUGCAUACAGCCUGCCGGGUGUGGCCUUGACUCUCGGCAGGCAGAACUGGCACUGCUUGAGAGAGACCUACGAGACCCUGGCAUCAGACAUGCAGUGGAAAGUCCGAAGAACUUUAGCAUUCUCUAUCCAUGAGCUUGCGGUUAUUCUUGGAGAUCAGUUGACAGCUGCAGAUCUGGUUCCAAUUUUUAAUGGAUUUCUAAAAGACCUUGAUGAAGUCAGGAUAGGUGUUCUUAAACACUUGCAUGACUUUCUAAAGCUUCUUCACAUUGAUAAGAGGAGAGAGUACCUUUAUCAGCUCCAGGAGUUCUUGGUGACAGAUAACAGUAGGAAUUGGCGCUUUCGCGCUGAACUGGCAGAACAGCUGAUUUUACUUCUAGAAUUAUAUAGUCCCAGAGAUGUUUAUGAUUACUUGCGUCCCAUUGCUCUGAAUCUGUGUGCAGACAAAGUUUCUUCAGUCCGUUGGAUUUCCUACAAGUUGGUCAGUGAAAUGGUGAAGAAACUCCACACAGCAACACCCCCAACAUUUGGAGUAGAUCUCAUAAAUGAGCUGGUAGAGAAUUUUGGCAGGUGUCCGAGGUGGUCUGGUCGGCAAGCCUUCGUCUUUGUCUGCCAGACCGUCAUUGAAGAUGACUGCCUCCCCAUGGACCAGUUUGCUGUGCACCUGAUGCCACAUCUGCUGACCUUGGCCAAUGACAGGGUUCCAAACGUUAGAGUGCUGCUUGCAAAAACCCUGCGACAGACUCUGCUAGAGAAAGAAUAUUUCCUGGCCUCUGCCAGCUGCCAUCAGGAGGCCGUGGAACAGACCAUCAUGGCCCUGCAGAUGGACCGGGACAGUGACGUCAAGUACUUUGCGAGCAUCCACCCAUCCAGCACCAAAGUCUCUGAAGAUGCAAUGAGUACAGCUUCCUCCACAUACUGAGACCCAGAAUCGCGAGUCCUUCCUGCUUCUACCAGAGCCAGGCCUGACUGCCCUGCACCAGUCUGUGACAGCUGUGGGGGGACUUUCCUCCUGCCAACUCAUUCGCAGGUGCAAGUUGCCUACUCCCAAUACCAGUGGUUUUAAGAGUCAAGAGAAAGUACAGUAAACACUAUUAUCUUAUCUUGACUUAAGGGAAAGUAAUUUCUCAGAGGAUUAUAACUGUCACCAAAGCCUUAACUUGUUACUUCAUCUUCCUGACUGAAUGACUUGAAUUGGCAGAGCAUUUUCCCUUCGGAAAGGAUGAGGUUCCCAGAGAUCUGCAUUGCUUUCUCCUGGUUUUAUUUAAUGGCUGAUAAUUGAGAUUCUCAAGGCCAGAGGUGGAUGUGCACGUCGGGAAAGACCUUCAGUAUUAGCCUAAGCAUUCCUUACAGGUGCGGAGCCUGUUCAGCUCCUUGGCUGCCCUGCCCAGCCCUCAGUGUGAAUAGUUCUUGGCAUAUAUAAAUGACAAAGGAGAUUUUUUUUCUCCUAAGGGCUUGAUGUUAACACUAAAUAGAAUUUUGACUCCUAUUGCAGCACAUUGCUGUACACAUUUACAGAAUGUUUGCAGAAUCUCUCUCCUGAUUUCUUUCAUGCUGGUCAUGACCUGAAGGAAAUUUCUUAGCACGAAUAUUGUGUCAGGUGUUUUAACUUGAUCAUGGUCAGCUCUGAGGUGCAACCUUUUCGUCCCAUGCUGCACAUACCUGUGACCACUCUGGGGCGUGCAGCCUUAAUCAUGCUGUUAGAACUGUUGUGGUACAAGUUCCAAAUAAAAUUUAUUAAUAGGAUCUAUAAAGAGAUAUCACCCACUUCGUUUUCUAAAUGUCUACAAAUAAAUGUAAUGUGUGACCUGUAUUACUUAGCUAGCAUAAGAUGGGGGAAAGAUUAAAAUGUCUUCACCUAGCUCAGUAGUCUGUUUGAAAUCUGCCAGGUGUUCAUCCAUCACUCCUUGGCAGACAGCAGCGGCCUAAAGACCAGGGAUGCUGAGAUCAGCAACCUUAUCCUGAAGCUCCUGAAAUAUAGAGAGACACCUCCAAGUCUCAAUUUACUUAUCUAGAUGGGAACUAGAAAAAUCCUGUUUCCCACAGAGUUGUGUAAUUGCAUGAGGGCGUGCAAAGGCACUAUGCUGCAAUGCAGAGUCUAGUUCCUGCUGUGCAAUCCCUGUCUGUUCUGCGGUCCCAGUGACGGGCUGACUUAUACUGCUCGGAACUGCUAUCAGAAGACAUAGAUUACUUCCAUGUAAACUCCCACAGACAAGCCUGUGCAAUAAAAAUGGAAGUGUGGGUAAGAAAUGCACACUAACACUCAUGGGUGGGCCAGGACAGUAAUUGCUCUGGGUGUUAGCUCGCACAGACUUCUGAAGACAACACCAGAGCUGUGUUUGGGGAGAGGGUCGUCUCCCCUUAGUUUGCUCUAACUGCAGAAGUUCACAUUCUACAACAGUAAUCUUGCCCCUCAGAAUUUCAGUUCUGUAACUGAUGUUAGCAGGUGCAGUUUCUGAAGACAGUGGCAAUGGAAACUAUUUUAGGGUGAAGGAAGUCAACCUGCGGCAAGUUAAGAGUACUAAAAGGUGCAGCCUCUAGACGCCAGGCUUCCUUCAGAGCUCAGUGCAGUCACUGAAGACAGGCCUGCACUGCUGAGCAGCCGCAACACAGUGCGUACAAAAGCCUUCCUGGUCAAUUACUCUCCAGUGAACCCAAACUAAGAAAAAGGAUCUUCAUGACCAAAACAACUUGAGAAGGAAGUCAGGGCAGGCGCCAUGGAGGAACAGUGCUUACGGGCAUGUUCUGUACAGCCCAGGACCACUUGCCCAAGGGGCAGCAUUACCGACAUGGGGCUGAAAAAGUCAAGGAAAUGCCCUACAUCAAUUACGAGGUUCCGCCUUUCCAGGUGACUCCAGUUUGACAAAAAACUAACUUGCAUAAUUAGCCCUUCGCUGACCCACAAAUACAUCACUAUUCAACCAUAACCUUUCCUUUGUCCCCAGUCUGUCACACAGAGGUACUGUCUUUAAAUUUUAACACUUUUACUAGUUCAAGAUCUCGUGGACUCCUAUAAAAUAAUAAACAACUUAUAUAAUUUCUUAUUCCAAAAGGAAAACAGUACACAGUAAGAAUCAGAUCAGUGUCUGAAAUCCUGAGCUUUGCCCCCACGACUUGUCUCGGCAGGCAGGCUCGGCUCUACACUGCUGCGAUCCUGGUGAUCUAGUAAUGGUCCUGGCUCUGGAACGUGCGGUCGUCGUCACUGUGCCUGAGACUGCAAGUACUAGUAGCCUUUCCUGGUUCUUUAGGACCCUUAGCUUCUCUCCAAGACCCCUUCAAUCCUGGAGCCUCCUCUACAACCGAGUCACAGCCCCCUCCCCCUGGCCUCCUGAUUCCAGACCUCAGCAGCUCUCUGACUCACCCUCUCACACCCUCAAAACCAGGACCCAUUGCCAGGCUGAGCUACCAAACUUUGUGAUGCAGCAUUGCCCGUCCUGGACCACACCCGUGUGCUGACCCUUAGGAAAUACUCCCAGAGACUUGACCUCAGUGAUGCUGGGUUUUCAGCCUGAGCUAACCAGCACCAGCUGUCUCAGCAAACACUUCACUCAGUGGUACUGGUCCCGUGUUAAUCACAGUUCAUUUUCCAACCCUAGCUGACCAAAACACAAAUACUGUAUUCCAAUGUCACACAAACAGCAAUAGUCUUUGAGGGACUCUCAAACUUCCCAAGUCAGAACCCCACUCUGCAUUUCUCGCAGUAUUUACCAAGUUACUACAACAGCUCAUUAAGCCAAGCACUUGACCGUUUUUGCAGAACGAGUUCCUCACAGUCAAAUCUGCCACAGCAAUACUCUACUUCAGGACCAACUGCCAUCCUGGUUUGUUUGAUGUGAUAAACACUAGGACCAAAAGCAACUUGGGAAGGCAAGGGUUUGUUUCAUAUGACAGAUCAUAAUUUACCAUCAAGGGAUGCUAGGACAGGAGCCUGGAGGUAGGAACUGAAGCAGAGUGGAGGAGCACUCUGUACUGGAAAGCAGAUG
Messenger RNA from Microtus ochrogaster (prairie vole), 5971 nucleotides. RefSeq names its product protein phosphatase 4 regulatory subunit 1 (gene Ppp4r1). Gene Ontology annotation, biological process: protein dephosphorylation. Gene Ontology annotation, molecular function: protein phosphatase regulator activity; protein binding. The transcript is spliced from 19 exons. The coding region runs from base 1 to 2910 and encodes 969 amino acids. Lineage: Eukaryota; Metazoa; Chordata; Mammalia; Rodentia; Cricetidae. Gene Ontology annotation, cellular component: cytoplasm. The record is from RefSeq and is a predicted model, not a curated record.